AUGGCAUUAAUCAAAGUACGUCCCGACACUUUGUUUCAUUCUUCUGUUGAUCUUCCUUCGCUCAAAAUCCUCUAUAUGUAUGAUGUUUGUUUUCAUCAUAUAGACGAUUUCAUGAAACUUCUUUCAGGGUGUCCCGUAUUGGAGAGAUUGAUUACCCUAUAUGUUGAAGCAAGUAACCAUGAUACAACUAGAGGGUAUAUUAAACCUUUGUCCAAGUUGAUUCUUUGCGGUAUCCGUUUGUUCCAGGUUCCGUUUAAAGCUGUUUAUAAUGUCGAGAUUCUAACUAUAUCAAGGUUUGGGCGUAAUCUUGUUAAUAAAGAAACCGAUUCAUAUUACAAAGACUUUCCUGUGUUUGAAAACUUAACCAAACUUUGUCUAUCUUGGAGUCCUCAUACCCAACUGCAUGAAUGGGAUGAGGUUGUCAAAAUGCUCCAUAAUUGUCCAAAACUUCAAUUUCUUACCAUUUUUAAGGCACAUAGUUCACCAACCAAAGAGGAUUGGAAAUACCCAUAUCAUGUUCCUCAAUGUAUUUCCUCUCAUCUAACAACUUGUAUUAUCACAGACUAUGAAGCUAUCGAAGCUGAUUUUCGAUUUGCAGCAUAUAUUUUGGAGAAUGCCAGAUAUUUAGAGAAGAUGGCCAUUUGCCGUAAUCUUCUCCCAAAACCAAUGGAGAGCCCCCGUUUUUUAAGCGAUUUAUUCUCUUGUUCAAGGAUUUCUCCUACAUGUAAGUUGUUAUUUUCUGAGGUAUAUGUGCUUUAA
Vicia villosa (hairy vetch) is the source of this 759-nucleotide messenger RNA. RefSeq names its product FBD-associated F-box protein At3g52670-like. The record is from RefSeq and is a predicted model, not a curated record. The coding region runs from base 1 to 759 and encodes 252 amino acids. The transcript has 3 exons. NCBI's taxonomy places the organism in Eukaryota, Viridiplantae, Streptophyta, Magnoliopsida, Fabales, Fabaceae.